AUACAGUUCCAGAACAUGACAAUCUGAAAGUUUCUCUUCUCCAGAACUUCCUGAAGAAAUUAGAUAGAAUGAGAAUGGAAGUCGCCAAGCAACUCGUUCAAGAUGCCAUAACAGGUAUAGAAACUGGGUUUGAUUACGCUGCCUAUGAAGACGUUGAGAAAGACAAAUUGGAACCUAUUUUAGAGGCUUGCAAGCUAUUUUUUACUCGAAUAAUUAGUUUAAAGCUUACCGAGGUCCAAGUCAAAGAAGAUGCAAAAUUGUUAGACAUAUCAACGAAUAUUUUUGAUCUGAUAUGGAACGCCAUUCAAAUGCGUCAAGCGUCCAUUAAGUCAGGUCUACGAAGUCUUCAUAUUGAAAUAAGCAAGAAUCAUCUCCGAGAUUUCGAUUGGAAAAUACAUUACUCCUUGGCCAAUGACCGAUUAGUCAGCCAAAAAGUUUGCUACUUAAUUUUGUAUUUAAAAAUAGCCUCGGACCAAAAUCCUACGCAUCAAAUAACAAUCGAAAUGACAACUCAAGAGUUGACUAAUUUGAUUUUGGUAUUGGAACAGGCUAACCAGGAGCUGAUCAAAUGGCUUUAAAUUCAGAUGCGUUCGUAAAAAUUAACAAGUUUUACAACAUUGGCGUGAGGUGGUAAUUGUUUUUGGAAAUGAGGCUGAAUUUUUGCAUAGGUGGGAAUUCGAGGUGUUCAUAUAGUAGUACUCAGGUGGACCCUUCAUUAUUUUUAGCCAUAAUUUGAAGGAAAUUCUGACCUAAUGGUGGGGUAAAGAUUCAUAAUCUGGCAUUCGAGUGAAAUUAAAACAAAACCCAAUACUACUUA
Schistocerca gregaria is the source of this 817-nucleotide messenger RNA. RefSeq lists its product as uncharacterized. The record is from RefSeq and is a predicted model, not a curated record. The transcript has 6 exons. The coding region runs from base 69 to 578 and encodes 169 amino acids. NCBI's taxonomy places the organism in Eukaryota, Metazoa, Arthropoda, Insecta, Orthoptera, Acrididae.